Pisolithus orientalis is the source of this 1574-nucleotide messenger RNA. RefSeq lists its product as uncharacterized. Gene Ontology annotation, biological process: amino acid activation for nonribosomal peptide biosynthetic process; secondary metabolite biosynthetic process. Gene Ontology annotation, molecular function: phosphopantetheine binding. The transcript has 4 exons. The record is from RefSeq and is a predicted model, not a curated record. Bases 201 to 1169 code for a protein of 322 amino acids. Lineage: Eukaryota; Fungi; Basidiomycota; Agaricomycetes; Boletales; Pisolithaceae. Gene Ontology annotation, cellular component: cytoplasm.
CACGUUAUACUUACGUUUACGAUCUGCUGGCACGUCGCGCCCUUGCCCGUCCAGACAAUGCCGCGGUUGAAUGCGAUGGAAGAGUGGUAUAUACCUAUGCUGGACUCGACGCCGCCUCCAACCAAUUCGCGCGGUACUUAAAAGAUGCUUUAUCUGUUCGUCCCGGUGAUAUUGUACUUCUUUUCUUGCCGCGGUCUGCGAUGGCUAUCGUUGUCCUCUAUGCGAUCCUAAAAGUCGGCGCAGCAUUUCUCGCUGUCGACAUUGAAACACCUAUCAUACUCUUCCACCAGACAGUCGAUAUGACUAACUCCUCGUUAUUCCUGACAGCUACAUCGCUGGAGGAGAAAUUGCGUGCGAUGAGCUACGGACAGAACAUUGUUUCGAUAGACACUGUGGCGGAGAAAUGGUGUCACUUGGAUAGCGCAUGGCAGCCUGGCCUCUUUCCUAUAGGAAAUCCAAAAAACACUCUGGCGUAUUUAAGUUUUACAAGUGGAUCGACUGGUCCUCCGAAAAAAUGCAUGACGUCGCAUUCGAAUUUGGUGCACUGGAUCGUCGAAGCUGCACCCGCUUUUGGUCGUACGAUGGAAACACGUCAGCUCAUGGUGCAUGAAUUGUACUGGGAUGGUUCUAUCGAAGAAAUCUUCCUCACGCAUUACGUAGGCGGCUCGGUUUGCAUAACUAUGAAAAUUGAAACCGUGUCGGACAUACACGACGCCCUUGUUGCAACGAAAGCCAACUCGAUUACCCUUUCACCGACGCGAGGUAUGCAGUUGCACCCUGCAGAUUACCCAUUCUUGAAAUUGGUUGUGUUCACGGGUGAACCCCUGACGCGGUUCGUACGGGAGAAGUGGCUUAGUGAUGGACGAACGCUACUCAAUGCUUUCGGUCCCAGCGAGUCCAUCUGCGGUUUUACGGUGGAAACUCCCGUGCGCUCGUCAGCAUCAAACGAGACCCCCGCGGGGUUCAGUAUUGGAGGGCAGACACGACUUUACGUUCUAGAUUGCGACAUGAAGUUCGUGCCGGUUGGUUGUGUAGGGGAGAUAUUUGUGUCCGGUCCAACUGUGGGCUUAGGCUACCUUGGAGACCCAGAAGCUACCGCGCAGUCGUUCAUGGUGGACCCAUUCAGGAAAGAGUUUAGGAUGUACCGAACUGGAGACUUUGGCCGGUAAGUCUUAACGCGUCCUGCCCAUUCUGAUCUUUGAAUGCCGGUUUUCCCAGUGUCAACCAUGAAGGAAGACUUCAAUUUAUUGGACGUCGAGACAGGCAAAUCAAACUGACUGCUUGCAGAAUUGAGCUGGGAGAAAUCGAGGCUGCUCUCCAUGCGGCCGAAAGCAAGUGGUCGAUAGCAGCGGAGGUUGUCACAUACAAUGAAGAGCCGCGCAUCGCUUCAUUCCUUGCCUCCCGCUUUGUCAAUGGCUCACACAGAUUAACGCUUCAGCUUUCGGACGAUGUCAAGGCUGAAAUCCUUCGUUUGAUGGCUUUCAUUCAGCCGAGAUUAUUGGAGUUCCGUUGGCCUACGAUUUGGGUCCCAGUCGAUGCAGUGCCAUGCACGGUCACCGGGAAGCUAAACCGCA